AUGGUGGGGUAUAAAAAUAAGAGGGGAAUUCCCAAAUGCACCAUAAAGAUUGAUAUUCAAAAGGCAUAUGAUAUCGUGGAUUGGAAUUUUCUUAAUAGAAUUCUGAAGGGGUUUGGGUUUCAUCCGAUAAUGACCCAGUGGAUUAUGGCUUGUGUUUCUUCCCCAUGGUUCAUGCUUAAUUUUAAUGGUGAAGAUCAUGGGUAUUUUGAAGGAAAGAGGGGUCUUAGGCAGGGAGAUCCUCUAUCUCCUUACCUAUUUACUAUAGUUAUGGAGGUGUUUAAUAUCAUCCUUGUCUUUUCUUAUGGUAAUGGGAAUUCGGCUAGAAUUAUAAGGGAUGCCCUUGAUGAGUUAAAAAAAGUUUCAGGGCUGAAGGUGAGUAUGGAAAAAAGCCAGAUUUUCUUUAGUUGUGUUAAGCCUAAUAUGAGAAGGAUUAUCUUGGGUAUUCUUCCUUUUGAUAUUAGGAGAUUUCCUUUUAAGUAUUUGGGUGUUCCUAUGUGUGUUACUAAGCUAUUUGGUAGAGAUUGUAGAAAGCUGAUUGAGAAGAUUAAGAUGAGAAUUUUCAAUUGGAAAAGCAAGGCUUUAUCGUUUGCUGGUAGGCUGCAGCUCAUUAAUUCUAUUUUGACAUCUAUUCAUGUGUAUUGGGCUUCGAUUUUUAAAAUUCCCAUUGCUACUAUCAAAGAGAUUAAAAAGUUGUGUAGAACUUUCUUGUGGGCGAAUGGUGAGAUAGUCAAAGGGAAAGCUAAAGUCAAAUGGAAUGAUAUUUGUAAGAGUAAAGUUUAUGGAGGUUUAGGAGUAAAGAAUUUAAGGAAAUGGAAUGAUGCUUUGUUAGCUAAACACGUGUGGAAUAAAAAGAGUAUGAGCUGGACUUGGAAGAGGUUCCUGGAGGUGAGGAAAAUUGUUAGGCCCCAUGUUGUUUCAUGUGUGGGAAAUGGGAUGAGUACUUCUCUAUGGCAUGAUUGGUGGCACCCAUUAGGUAUAUUAGGUUCAAUUAUAUCUAGAAGAGAUUGGGUUAGCAAUGGGUUUAGUGAUUCUUCUUUGGUGUGGUGUGAUAUUAAUAACUUUGGAGACAAAGUUCCUUGGCAUGAUAUUGUUUGGUAUAGUAAUUGCAUUCCUCGAAAUUCGUUUAUUUUGUGGAUGGCUAUUUUAAAAAGAUUGAAAACUCAGGUUCGUGUCAGAGGUUGGGAAGUUUCUGGUAACUUACUAUGUCCAUUUUGUGCUGUUACGCUUGAUUCUCAUAACCAUCUUUUCUUUAAUUGUGAUUAUUCUCAUUGUAUUUGGAGGUAUUUUUGUAAUAAGAUUGGUAUUAAUCUUUUUGUGGAUGACUGGAUUGAAUUGAUUGUGAAGCUGUGCAGUUUGUUUAAAAAGAAUUCUGGUGAGAAUCUGAUUAAUAAAUGUGUGUUUGCUAGUUGUGUUACUCAUAUCUGGAAGGGGAGGAACUCUAGAUUGUUCAGUAAUAGGAGAAAUUCGUAUGAGGGAGUGAUUGGUUGUAUCGAAAGUGAAAUAAGGUUAAAGCUGUUGGGAUUAAGGAAAAAGGCUAAGAUGGUCAAUGAUAAAGUUGAUAAGGCCUGGGGUAUUUCUGGAAUGGAAAAAAUCUAA
Lactuca sativa (garden lettuce) is the source of this 1596-nucleotide messenger RNA. RefSeq lists its product as uncharacterized. Lineage: Eukaryota; Viridiplantae; Streptophyta; Magnoliopsida; Asterales; Asteraceae. The record is from RefSeq and is a predicted model, not a curated record.